Messenger RNA from Raphanus sativus (radish), 2539 nucleotides. RefSeq names its product protein DJ-1 homolog B-like. Gene Ontology annotation, molecular function: protein deglycase activity. Bases 1106 to 2446 code for a protein of 446 amino acids. Gene Ontology annotation, biological process: protein deglycation, glyoxal removal; guanine deglycation, glyoxal removal. The transcript is spliced from 4 exons. Lineage: Eukaryota; Viridiplantae; Streptophyta; Magnoliopsida; Brassicales; Brassicaceae. The record is from RefSeq and is a predicted model, not a curated record. Gene Ontology annotation, cellular component: cytosol; nucleus.
GCGAGCACGUAACCGAACAAUUAGGGAUUCGAUUGAAUAUCAAAUCUGUUUAUAUGCAUUGAUUUCAGAUUUUGAAUUCAUUAGUAUAUAUGAAUGAAUGGUUUGCAUCAGUUUUAUGUCUUGUUUAUGAUAUAUGCUUUAGAAUUUGAUAAGUGUAAUGUUCUUUCUUAAAAUGUAUUUGGUGAAGGGAGGACUACCCCUGGGGGAGAGACUCUUAAGGACUGUAAACCUUUAGAGAGUAUUAUGGUAAAGAAACAAGACACUGAUGGACGACUUAAUCUGCUAUCUGCUGUGCUCCUGCGUUGGCGCUUGUUACUUGGGGUCUACUAGAGGGUAAAAAAGUAUGUAUGCAAUGAUCAGUAUCCAAUAACUUUUCUUUGUUAUCCGGUUUUUGUAGAGAAGCUAGGAGCGACGUGUGGAACAGCUGUUGAGUCAAGAGUGGAAGUAGAUGGGGGGAUAGUGACGAGUAGAGGACCUGGAACCACCAUGGAGUUCUCUGUCACGCUUGUGGAGCAGCUAUUUGGGAAAGAGAAAGCUGCUGAGGUCUCUGCACCCUUGGUGAUGCGGCCGAACCCCGGUGAUUAGUACACCAUUACCGAGCUUAACCAAAUGAGCUGGUCGUUUGACUGCACCCCACAGGAUGGCUCGGAGGAAAUGGAAGCUGUUGCUAUUAUUGAAAUCCUGAGGCGGGCAAAAGCAAAUGUUGUAGUUGCUGUGCUUGGUAACAACUUGGAAGUGGUAGCAUCUCGUAAAGUCAAGCUUAUUGCAGAUGUGCUUCUUGACGAGGCUGAAAAGAAUUCAUACGAUCUGAUUGUGUUUCCUGGUGGUCUCGGUGGUGCUGAAGGAUUUGCAAGUUCAGAGUGUAAGCCCAACAUCAUCCACUAAGCUCAAUCCAGAUGGAACGGUGAAGAAGCGUAGAGUGAGAUUGGUUGCAAAGGGUUAUAACCAGGAAGAAGGACUAGAUUAUUUGGAAACUUUUAGUCCGGUUGUCAGAACUGCCACCAUCAGAUUGCUGCUGAAUAUAGUUCUUGCAAGAGGCUGGUCUGUUAAGCAAUUUGAUGUCUCCAGUGCAUUCUUACAUGGGGACUUGGUGGAACCUGUAUACAUGUAUCAGCCUGACGGUUUUGUUGAUGAAACACGACCAACUCAUGUUUGCAAACUGACGAAAGCCCUGUAUGGACUUAAGCAGGCACCAAGGGCCUGGUUUGAUACCUUUAGCAGCUUCCUCAUUGACUUCGGCUUCAGUUGCAGUCGGUAUGAUCCCUCACUCUUCACCUACUAUAAAGAUAAGAAGAAUCUGGUGCUUCUGCUAUAUGUAGAUGACAUCCUGUUAACGGGAAGUGAUGAUAAGCUCCUCUCUGAACUCAUUCAACCUCUGAACACUCGCUUUGCUAUGAAGGAUAUGGGGAGGCCUAGCAAAUUCCUUGGGAUUGAAAUGCAGCCCUACGACGAUGGAGUGUUUCUUCAGCAACAAGAAUAUGCUCUCGACAUCUUACAUCAAGCUAUGAUGUCUGAUUGCAACCAUAUGCCAACCCCUUUGCCUACUCGCAUUGAAGAUACUCCAUCUCCUCUGUUCCCAGAACCAACCUAUUAUAGAAGUCUAGCUGGCAAGCUUCAAUACCUUACUAUCACUAGACCGGACCUGCAAUAUGCAGUCAAUGUGAUUUGCCAGCGGAUGCAUGCACCUACCCUCUCCGACUUUGCUCUCCUCAAAAGAAUAUUGAGGUAUAUCAAAGGUACAGUGAACUAUGGUCUUCACAUCAAGAGAGAUACAGGUCUUGUGUUGUCAGCAUUCUGUGACAGUGAUUGGGCAGGUUGCAAGACUUCUAGGCGUUCAAGCACUGGUUUCUGCACGCUGCUUGGACCUAACCUCAUCUCCUGGUCAGCCAAGCGCCAGCCAACUGUCUCGAGAUCUUCUACUGAGGCUGAGUACCGAGCUCUGAGCUCAACGUCACAGGAGAUCACCUGGUUGUCUCAUCUUCUUCACGAUCUGCAGCUCCCUCAAACCCAAGCAAUGAAGCUGUUCUGUGACAACCUUUCUGCAGUGUACCUGAGUACAAACCUGGAUCUCCACUCAAGAUCGAAGCAUUUCGAUACAGAUUACCACUACAUCAGGGAGCAGGUAGCACUGGGGAAUGUUGAGACUCAUCAUAUUCCAGCAGAGAAGCAGCUUGCAGACAUCUUUACCAAGUCUUUGGCCAGACGACCUUACACUGAACUGCGCGGCAAACUUGGAGUUGGUGUUUUCCCCACCUCAAGUUUGAGGGGGAAUGUAAGCCCAACAUCAUCCGAGGCCCAACUGCAGAAGACGAAAGCCCAAGCCUCAGUUGCUGUUCAACGGUCGUCUUCCUCCUCAAAAGUAGAAAGACAAAAGAGGAGUACGGAAGCAGAGACGUUGAACCUCCUCAACAGAUUUGAUCCUCUACAAUCAAUCACAGCAGGAUGACAAACCUUUACAGCUGUGAAUCUUAUCUCUUUGUAUUCAAUCUAGAUUGUUCUCAAGCCCCUUUAUAAGAGCAUUGUAAACCCUCUGUUAUGG